This is a messenger RNA of Gekko japonicus, 1108 nucleotides long. It is a transcript of the gene NAT9, whose product is annotated as N-acetyltransferase 9 (GCN5-related, putative). Gene Ontology annotation, molecular function: N-acetyltransferase activity. Bases 141 to 770 code for a protein of 209 amino acids. Lineage: Eukaryota; Metazoa; Chordata; Lepidosauria; Squamata; Gekkonidae. The transcript is spliced from 7 exons. The record is from RefSeq and is a predicted model, not a curated record. Gene Ontology annotation, biological process: protein acetylation.
GUUGGAGGCUGUUUGGGACAGCAGUCGGUGCUGGAGGGAGUGAGAGACAAGAGGUGUGCCUUCCGCAGGGAAAAGACGCUUUGUGGCUUCUGUCCGGCACCCCUCAGUAAUGCUGAGCCUUUAAACCUAAGCUUGCGGCUAUGAGGAUUAACCAAAAUACUGUAUUACGGGGGAAGAGAGUGGCUUUGGUACCGUACACGUCUGCUCAUGUACCAAGAUACCAUGAGUGGAUGAAAUCAGAAGAGCUACAGCGCCUGACUGCAUCUGAGCCACUAAGCCUGGAACAGGAAUACGAGAUGCAGUGCAACUGGCAAGAAGAUACAGACAAAUGCACAUUUAUAAUACUUGAUACAGAGAAGUGGUCCAGGCAGUCAGCCACAGAGGAAGACUGUAUGGUGGGAGAUGUAAAUUUGUUCCUCACUGAUUCUGAAGAUCCAACACUGGGAGAGAUUGAAGUCAUGAUUGGAGAGGUCAGCUACCGUGGCAGAGGUUUUGGUAAGGAAGCCACUCAGAUCAUGAUGUCCUAUGGAAUGACACGGCUGGGACUCAUCACCUUUGAGGCUAAAAUAGGAUUAGAAAACAAAGCCAGUAUCAGGAUGUUUGAAAAGCUUCAUUUUAAGGAGGUGGGAGUAAACAGUGUCUUCCAAGAAGUUACUCUCAGACUAAGGGUGGAUGAACAAGAGAGAGAAUGGUUGCUUGAGGAAACCAGCCAUGUGGAUGAAAAAAAUUACAAUGACAUGAAACUGCAGAAUUGGGCUUGUAAUAGCUGACAGCAUUUCUGGAUGCAUGGGCUUCCUAACUCUCCCCCAAGACUGGAUUUCAAAGCAUCAGUGACAACCGAAAACACUAUGAGACUGUACUGGAUCAGAAUUUAAACUGUUCUUCUUCUACUGUCCAUACCCCCAAAGUCCAAUUUCAUUGCAAUGAAUUACUUCUUAGUUCAUAGUUAAUAAAUAAAACUGAAUACAUUCAACAUUUGUUUACAGUGUGAACACCAUAUUACAUUGUAUUAUGUGGCUCCCUUAGGCUUCAACCCUCUCGCCAUGCAUGAAAACUAUGCUUAAAGUACAUCAGUUUGUGUUUGUACACGCACCUAAUCAAAACAAAA